This is a messenger RNA of Camellia sinensis, 426 nucleotides long. The record is from RefSeq and is a predicted model, not a curated record. NCBI's taxonomy places the organism in Eukaryota, Viridiplantae, Streptophyta, Magnoliopsida, Ericales, Theaceae.
AUGACUUGUGCAUAUAUGUAUCCUACAUGUGAGAUUGCUAUUGGAGAUAUGAUUUUAUAUGUUGAUUUGUUGCCUCUGAAUCUUGAUCAUUUUGAUGUAAUUUUAGGGAUGGAUUGUUUAACGAAAUAUCAUGCCACUAUCGAUUCUAAUGUGGACAAUAUUCCUAUAGUCAGAGAAUCCCCAUAUGUUUUUCUACAUGAUUUGCUAAGGGAUUUGAUUGACAGGGAAAUUGAGUUCACUAUUGAGGUGAUACUGGGUACACAGUCAAUUUCUAAAACCCCAUACCUGAUGUCCACUACUAAACUGAAAGAGCUGAAAAUUCAAUUACAAGAGCUGUUGGACAAGAAGUUUAUCAAACCUAGUACAUCACUGUGGGGCGCUCCAGUCUUAUUUGUGAAAAAGAAGGCUGGUUCAUUAAGGCUUUGA